Messenger RNA from Anolis sagrei ordinatus, 3381 nucleotides. The record is from RefSeq and is a predicted model, not a curated record. NCBI's taxonomy places the organism in Eukaryota, Metazoa, Chordata, Lepidosauria, Squamata, Anolidae.
AAAGGAGGAGCAAGAGGAGAAGAAGAGGCAACAGGAGGGAGUCUCUUCCAGGCGGUGUCCUCAGGGAAGAGUGCUGCAGAGUCUUUGGUGGAUGACUGGCUGGAUGGCUACAAGCAAGACAAGGAGGCUGGGUUCCUGGAGCUGGUCAACUUCUUGGUGCAGUCAUGUGGCUGCAAAGGUACGGUGACUUUGGAGAUGCUCAGAGGCCUUCAGAAUUCGGAGAUCAUCCAGCGGCUGACGGAAUCCUUUGAUGAGGAAUCAGCUGAGUACCCGCUGUCCCUGAACAGCCUUGCCUGGCGGCGCUUCCGGGUGGGCUUCUGUGAGCUGAUCGCAGUCCUGGUGCGCCGGGCCCAGCAUGGCGUGAUCUACGACGAGUACCUGAUGGACAGCCUUGUGGCCCUGCUGACUGGCAUGUCUGAUUCACAAGUGCGUGCUUUCCGCCACACCAGCACCUUGGCAGCCAUGAAGCUGAUGACAGCCCUGGUGCACGUGGCCCUGAGCGUCAGCGUGCAGAAAGACAACCGUCAGCGGCAGUACGAGGCUGAGCGGGCCAAGGGACUCAACCGCAGGGCCACAGAGAAAAUGGAAGAGCUGCUGGAGCAGCGCAGAGAGUUUCAACAAAAACAGGAAGAGCUUGAGAGCCUGAUGAACGCCAUCUUCAAGGGUGUCUUUGUCCAUCGCUACCGCGACCUGGUCCCUGAAAUCCGUGCCAUUUGCAUUGAGGAGAUGGGCCAGUGGAUGCAGCACUACAGCACCUCCUUCCUGACGGAUGGCUACCUCAAGUACAUUGGCUGGACGCUGCAUGACAAGCAAGGGGAGGUCCGCCUCAAGUGCCUGCUGGCUCUGCAAGGGCUCUACCGCAGCCAGGAGACAGCGGCCGGCAUGGAGCUCUUCACCAGCCGCUUCAAGGAGCGGAUGGUGUCCAUGGUGCUGGACAAGGAGCUCCAGGUGGCAGUGGAGGCAGUCCGGCUGCUCACCCUCAUCCUCCAGAACAUGGAAGAUGUGCUGACCGACUCAGACUGCGAAAGUGUCUUCCCGCUAGUCUAUGCUUCUGGCCGCCCCUUGGCUGCUGCCGCAGGGGAAUUCUUAUACAGGAAGCUGCUGGCACCUGCAGCGCAUGCCAGCGGAGAGGCCGAGGGACGCACUGAGGACUCCCGCACCUUCCUUCAGUCUCUGCUCCGCUUUUUCAUUGAAAGUGAGUUCCAUGACCACGCAGCCUAUUUGGUGGACAGCCUGUGGGACUGCUCAGCUCCGCUCCUGAAGGACUGGCCGGUGCUGACUGGGCUCCUGCUGGAGGAGCCCCCCCUGGAAGGACUGGGCGACCGGCAGGAGGGUGCUCUCAUCAUGAUCUUAGUGGCCAGCAUGCGCCAGGCCACAGAGGGGCAGCCGCCUGUCGGCAGGGCCUCUGGGAAGAAGGUCGUCUCUGCCCGGGAGCGCAAGACGCAAGCGGAGGACCGCCGGAGGCUCACCCAGCACCUCAUCCCGCUGCUGCCUCAACUGAUCGCCAAGUUCUCUGCUGACGCUGAGAAGAUGGUCUCCCUGCUGGAGGCUCCCGGCUACUUUGACCUGGCCCUUUACAGCACGGGGCGCCUAGAGAAGUACCUAGAGCUGCUCCUGGUGCAGUUGCGGGAAGUGGUGGAGAAGCACUCAGAUCCAGAGGUGUUGGGAGCCGCCUCCCGCGCGCUGCACCUGCUCUGCCGCCCGGAGCUGCCCUUCUUCAGCCGCGCAGACUUUGCCCGCAGCCGCCUGGUGGACCACCUGGCAGACAAGUUCCAGCACAAAGCCAAAGAGCUGCUCCAGACUUCCUUCUUGGAAGAAGAGGAGGCGUACAGCAUGGCUGCCACUCUGAAGCGCAUUGCCAUCCUCUACAGUGCUCACGAUCUGUCUCCGUGGGGUUUCUUUGAGCCCUGCAUGCGCCUCCUCCACCAUGCAGUGGACACAGGAGAGGUCCCCCAGGAGGUGGUGACCUCGGCCAUGACCUGCUCCCACUUCUCCCUUCUCUGGGAACUGGCCCAUCUCUCAGGUUCGGCCGCUGAGCUUCCUCCCAGCCAGGAGCAGCUGCUGAACCUCAAAGAGAAAGUGGAGUCCUUCUGCUCUCUUUGCCAGAAUUGCCUCAUGGAUGUGGAUUCCAAGGUCCAGGAGCAGGCCUUUGUGCUCCUGAGCGACCUCCUCCUCAUCUUCAGCCCACAGUCGACCCAAAGAGGAGGAGGAGGAAGCAAUGAGGGCCUGGCGGCUCUGACCUAUCAAGCGGACCCGGCUCUGCACUCUCAGAUGGCGGGGUUCCUGGUAGACCACGUCUUCAACCACUGCCAGGAUCAAGGUCAGGGAGGGGAGGACAGCGAAGCGCUCCACAUUGAGCGCCUGCACCAGCGUCGCAACCUCCUGGCUGGGUUCUGCAAGCUGGUCAUCUAUGGGGUGCUGGAGCUGAGCGCUGCCUCGGAUGUCUUCAAGUACUACGCCAAGUACUACAAUGACUAUGGGGACAUCAUCAAGGAGACGCUGAAUCGGGCCCGCCAGAUCGACCGGACAGAGUGGGCGCAGACCCUGCUCCUCAGCCUGCAGCAGCUGCUGACCGAGCUGCUCCUGGAAAAAGGGCCCGCAGGCAUGGAGUCGGAGGCCUUCCAGGAGAUCCGGGACCUGGCGCGGCGCUUCUCCCUGCUCUUUGGGCUGCAUCAGCUCCAGAACCGCUCGGCCCUUGUGGCUCUGCACAAGGCAGGGAUCAAGUUUGCCUUCCAGGAGGCGGCCUCCCCGAGCGCCCAGCUGGGCCUGGUCCACCUGCCCUUCCUGGAGCUGUUGAGCGAGUUCUCCCCGCGACUGAUGCAUCCCGACAAGGCCCUCCUCUUGUCCUACCUGAAGAGGUUCUGCCCGGCUGCUCAGCCUGAGGAGCCCCACUGGACCUCCUUCCUGGUCUACCAGCGUUCCCUGAGCCCCCAGGCAGAGGAGCGGCCCAAGUCGGCCGCCAAGAGGAGCCGCCUGGACGGGUCCUCUUCCUCUGAGCUGCAGGCUAUUGAUGCCAGCCUCCCCUCCAGCAGAAUCAGCAGCCGCAUGCAGACCCCACUGCUGACCUCCACGGCCCUCAGGGUCAAGGGCCAGGCAAAGGGGGGCCUCCAGCCGAAGGGGCAGGUGGACUCCGAGGGCUCCGAGUCAGACUUUGUGCUCAGCAGCAGCCACACUCCGCUGCCCUCCCAGGGGAGGCCCCCACGCAGACACCACCUGCAGCCACAGCUGCCCAUGAAGAGGGACCACAGUGGGCUCCUUCUGGGCCGAAGACCAGACCGGCAGCAGCUGAUGGAAGCUGAAGAGGUCCUGAUCGAGAGCCUAGAGAGCAGCGAGGUCGAGGAGGAAAAAGAUGACGGCUUUGCCUCUGGACAGAACGACUGA